AUGCAGGGGUCUAACAGCUUGUACGUGGAAGAGAUGUACGAGGCGUGGAAGGUGGACCCCGGCAGCGUGCACAAGAGCUGGGACGUCUACUUCCGCCACUCGGACGCCGGCAAGGACGCCACGGCGGCGUUUACGGCCCCGCCCCGCGUGCUCGAGGUGCCGUCGAUGGCGGCGUCGCUGCCUGCCGUGGCGGCAGCCCCGUCCGUGGGAGAACAGUCGGACUCGCUUAGCGUCUCCUACCUCAUCCGCGCCUACCAGGUCCAGGGGCACGAGGCUGCGAACCUCGACCCGCUGGGGCUGGACGCGUGGAGGCCAGCGAUCCCUCCCCCCGAGCUAGACCCCAAGUUCCACGGCUUCGAAGAGAGGGACAUGGACCGUAAGCUGCACCUGAACAGCACGGCGUCCGGCGGCAACACCGGGUACCUCGAAGAAUUGGGCCGACAACCCACGAUCACUCUUCGGCAGCUGCUGAACACGCUCAAGCGAACGUACUGCGGCACGAUGGGCGUGGAGUACAUGCACAUGAACAGCAGGGAGAAGUGCAACUGGAUCCGGAGGAAGGUGGAGAACCCGGCGUGGCUCAAGUACAGCAAGGAGAAGAAGCUGCACAUCUUCGAGCGGCUCUCGUUCGCGGACACGUUCGAGAAGUUCCUCCAGAACAAGUACAACACCGUCAAGCGCUUCGGGCUCAACGGCGGCGAGGCCGUGAUUCCCGGGCUGAAGGCCAUGGUGGACAUCGGUUCGGAGCUCGGAAUCGAGAACUACAUCUUCGGAAUGGCACACAGGGGGAGGCUGAACGUUCUGGCGAACGUUCUCCGCAAACCGAUGCCCCAGAUCUUCAAGGAGUUCCAGGGCACUCACUACGAGUUCGAUGAGGAUGGCGACGAGGACUGGUCCAGCUCCGGAGACGUGAAGUACCACCUCGGGACCUCCAUGGACCGCACCUACCCGGACGGGCGAAGGGUGCACCUUUCUCUGGUGGCUAACCCUAGCCAUCUCGAGGCCGUCAACCCGGUCGUGAACGGAAAGACCCGCGCCACGCAGUUCUACCAUGGGGAUACCAAGGAAUCGAAGCAACGUUCGAUGUCGGUGCUAAUCCACGGGGACGCGGCGUUUGCCGGCCAGGGUGUGGUGUAUGAAACGAUGCAGUUGUCGCGCGUCAAUGACUUUGCCGUGGGAGGGACCAUCCACGUCAUCGUCAACAAUCAGGUUGGUUUCACCACGGACCCCAGGAACAGCCGGUCUACGGAGUACUGCUCGGACCUCGGCAAGACCUUCGAGAUCCCUAUCUUCCACUGCAACGGGGACGACCCCAUGUCGGUAUGCACGGCUUUCGAGCUGGCGGUCGAGUGGAGACAGCAGUACGGCGAGGACUGCAUCAUCGACAUGAUCUGCUACCGACGCAUGGGACACAACGAGAUCGACCAGCCCCUCUUCACGCAGCCCGUGCUCUACAAGCAGAUUUCCCAACACCCGGACACUGCCGCGAUCUUCGAGUCUAAGCUGCUGAGGGAGGGCGUCGCCACCCAGGACGAGCUCGACGAGAUCAAGAACUCGGUUGUAGAGUCCUAUGAGAAGGAUUUCGAGGAGUCCAAGUCGUGGGAACCGGCGGGAGACGAGUGGCUAUCCUCCAAGUGGUCCGGCUUCAAGUCCCCCCGACAGCUGUCGCGCGUCCGCUCAACCGGGGUCGACAUGAACGUGCUCCGGUCCGUCGGGUCGAAGAUGACGACUCCCCCCUCGGGCUUCGCCCUCCACCCGAUGCUGGACAAGAUUUACAAGGCUCGCCACAAGUCUAUCGUGGACGGCGAGGGUGUCGACUGGGGAACGGCGGAGGCGCUUGCGUUCGGAACUUUGCUGCUCGAAGGCAACCACGUAAGGCUCACGGGGCAAGACGUGGAGCGAGGCACCUUUAGCCACCGCCACGCUGUGCUCCACGAUCAGGCGACCAACGAGACGCACACGCCGCUCAACCACCUGGCGAAGAGCUGCAUCCCCUCCCUCCCCAUAUCGGUCAUCAGCACGGCGCCAGACGCGCAGGCGAAGUUUACGGUUCGGAACUCUAUCUUGUCCGAGUUCGGCGUGCUAGGCUUCGAGAUGGGCUACUCUCUGGAGAACCCUAACGCCCUCUGCCUCUGGGAGGCUCAGUUCGGGGACUUCGCGAACGGCGCACAGGUGAUGUUCGACCAGUUCAUCUCGUCGGGCGAGGACAAGUGGCUGCGGCAGAGCGGCCUGACGGUACUGCUCCCCCACGGGUACGACGGCCAGGGGGCGGAGCACUCCAGCUGCAGGAUGGAGAGGUUCCUCCAGAUGAGCGACUGCGACCCCGAGCACGUCCCCGGGAUGAAGCACGAGACCAGGAUGCAGAUCCAGCAGUGCAACUGGCAGGUCCUUAACUGCACCACGGCGGCCAACUACUACCAUGCGCUACGCCGACAGGUGCACCGUGAGUUCCGCAAGCCCCUGAUCGUGGUUUCGCCCAAGAAGCUGCUGCGGCUCAAGGCCGCUUGCUCGGACCUUAGCGCGAUGGGACAGGACACGAUGUUCAUGAGAGUUAUCCCGGAGCGGUCAGUUCUACUACGACCUCGUGGCGGAGAGGGCUAA
Ectocarpus siliculosus is the source of this 2601-nucleotide messenger RNA. NCBI's taxonomy places the organism in Eukaryota, Phaeophyceae, Ectocarpales, Ectocarpaceae. The record is from the annotation of a GenBank genome assembly.